AGGUCUGGUUACUGUGAAUAUUAUGUCAAGGUGUGGGUUUUGCUUAAACUGUCUGUUAUAAUCAUUGCAAACACGGCUGCAACGCAAGACGAUCGUGCUUUCAAAAACUGCUAAAGGAUUUCCUUUACUGAGUACCAGAUUUUUGCGCGCUUGCAGCCAUUAAAGAAAUGACUUCACCGAAUAAAUAUCGUCUUAUACAGGUUUUGGCUUUCUGUAUUUUUGUCAUCAACGUUGAUUCAACAUGCAGACAACGAUGUAAACUUAGUCUUGAGCAACAAGGAUACAAAACGUGCGUUAAAGCAGGUACAAAAUGCAAAAAAGGCCCUAGCGGAAUAGAAAGAUGUUACGAAAAGGAACCUGUUGUAGUAAAGUCCGCUACGUUCAAAAGUUCUUCUGUGGAAGGCGAAGCCUAUGAGCCAUCCAACAUUUUUGAUGGUGACAUGAAUACUUUUUGGGCGAGCGAAUUUGGCGAAGAGAAACCUUUUAUCGAGAUCACCUUUGCGGAAGAAUAUGUGAUAUGUUCAUAUAUUAUUAAAGGAUUAAACAUUGAUAUGGUUUUUUCAAAUGCUGGCAGAUUAACACAUUUUGAAAUGUCUGUGGACGACAUUAUGCUACCAGAAUCUUCAUAUACAUACAACAGUGAAGCUAACAUUGUCACAGUUACUGGACCUGAAAAAAGCGUGAAGAAGAUAAAGUUAAUGCGUUUCAAGCCACCAAAUUUGGCUGGCGAAUGGGGCUUAGCUGUAGUUGAAUUAGAACUUUAUGUUUGAUUAUAAGGAUAAGUUAUUAGAUAAUGUUAAGGAUAAAUUGUUAUAUCAAACGUCAAUAAUGAUAUUGUGGUUGACAGUGCAUAAUUCAAUUAAAACCGAAAAACCCGGUUAUUUAUCCAUGAAUUCAAUUUAUUUAAUCAUUUAUUGAAAACUUCAUGUAAAAACACUAUAUUGAUGCGAAACACAAAGUGAAUACUAAAUUAGUGUAUGAUACUACAAUAUGUAUCCGAUAAGCACGAGGCUUUUCUUUUUUAAUGCAUUCGUCAUAAAAUUGGUGGGACAUAAAGUGUUACCCUGUGCCGUCUUACCGAUCUCCCGCAGUUUCGUUAUUCUGUCAUGAUGAUGAGUGACAUUACAAAAAUGACCACAAAACGUAGAGAAAAUUUACAUCACAUAAAAGAUGACUUGUUUAUUUUAUAGAUAUAUUAAAACCUUAUGGCGAGGUCAGACACACACAUAUAUACGUUUUCAAUGUUUUCAAAAACGCAUGUAUAUCGAUCAAUUUACAUUUUAGCACAUACGUAUUCAUAUAUAUGUAUAGCAUUGUGCACAAUUAUACACGGCAUUUAAGGCUUCCACAACAUUUUUUUUUGGUGAAAAGUGUUUUCUUGGAAUAUUCUAUCUAUAAUGUCAAAAAAAUUGACUGUAUGCUCCUUGUUGACAUCUCUACAAUUUUGAUUCUUUUGAGAAGUUUAUUAAAAUCAUUAUAUUUCGUUCAUUAUUUUAAUAACAGCUGCACGCAUUCAACUGAAAUUUUACACAUGGAUUUAUCAUACUUCCAUUAGGAAAAUGUAGGACAAGCUCGAAUUAAGUCACGGUCCUACAAUUUCUGACUUAUGCUUUUUGAAGAAAUUUUCAGUUUCCUUUCAUUAUAUCCCCAACAGUUGUACACAACUCAAUUUUGACAUAUGAAUAGGUCAAAGGGUAAAAGUCGCAGGUCAACUUCGAAUUUAGGAAUUUAGUCAUGUUUCAAUAAUUUUGGCAGAGUACUGCCACUUUGAAUUUAAAAAAUAAGACAAUUUUAGUUUCCGUUCAUUAUCUACUAACCAGUUCUCAAAUUGAAAACAUGUAUAUGUCAUUGGCAUGUGCAAAUCAAGUUUGAAUUUUGUCAUGUUUUUUUUCUGUUUUUCUUUUUUCUUUUUUUCUUUUUUUUUUUCGUUAUUCCCUUUUAUUUUGAAGAAAAAGGAUAUUUUGAGUGUAUUUUCAUUAUCUCUGAAGGAGUUGUACACAAUCAACAAAAAUUUGACAAAUGGAUGUGUCAUAAGAAAGCGCAUAUCAUGUUUGAAUUUGGGCAUGAUAUUUUGCCCUUCUGAGCUUGAUGAUAAAAUAAUAUCGGUACGUCAAGAAAAAUGCACAUAUUACGUUCGAAUUUGGCCAUGCCUAAAUAAUUAAAAGCAGAAUUAUGUCCCUUUAACUUUGAAAUAAAAGGGGAAAUAUUCCGCUUCCAUAUAUGUUCUUCCCAACAGUUGAACAUAUUCAACUUUUUUUUAAAUAUUGUUACGUCAUAGAAAUAUGUAGUUCAAAUUCGAAUUUACUCAUGGUUUGAUAAGUUUUGCAGAAGUAUGUCCCUUUAAUUUUGGAAGAAUUACGAAAUUUCCAGUUUUCAUUUAUUAUCUCUCCACCCCAACAGUUGUUCACAGUCAACUAUGGAUUCAACAUAUAGAUACGUCAAAGGAUUGCGCAGCUCAUGUUUGAAUAUCAUUAUGAUUUAAUGUUUGUAUGCACAGUAAUGUCCCUUUAACUUUAAACUAAACAAACAACAACAAAUGUUCAGUUUCCAUCCAUUUUCUUCCCCACUGUUGUACAUAUUCAACCCUUAUUUAAUAUAUAUUAAAAUAACUUAUCCCUCUUAAACUUUGAAAAAGAAAUUUUUCGGUGGAUAUCUGUUCAUUUUCUCUUAAACAUUGUACACAUUCAACUAAAAUGUGACAUAUACGUAGAUACGUCAAAGGUAUAAGCAGGCCAAGUUUAAAUUUUGUCAUUGUUCGAUGCUUUAGUCCCCGAACACUCAAUUUUAAUGAAUGAAUAUAUAUGUAUAAGGUUGGAAUCGCAUGUGCAGGUAUUCAUUUAUAAAAUAUAUGUCAAGUACGUAAUGGUUUCAGUCCGAUGAUUUUUGACAAUAUUAACCUUCUUGAUCAUAGAAAAAAAGAAAUUUUCAGUUUCUGCUCUAACUAUUGUAGGAUUGAUGUCUGAGAUUGACAUUGCAUGUGCUUGUAUUUUACAAGGAAAUACAUGUUCUAAUUUGGUUAUGACAAAAUGUUUUUUGACAGUUUUCCCCCUUGAACUUGGAAAAUAUUUAAAAGUUCACAAUUUCUAAUCAUUAGCUCGGCUUCAAAUAUGCAAAAUGCAAUUUGAAAAAUAGGUUUAUUCAUUUUUCGUGCCGAGUGUUGACUAAUUUUAUUAUGUCAUACAUUAUUGGUAUUCUAUUUAUCAUGUUUCAAUUUUUAAUAUGUUGUUCUUUCUUUAAAUUCAAAUUAUAACAAUUAUCUGUAAAAAACCUGUCAGUAAUAAGUCCAGGGUAUUAUCUAUAAGAACAAGUCCAAAAUGUUUUAAUGAAAUGUAAAAUUGAAAAUAUCUUUUCUAUUCAAAGUUUUAUCAGUUUAAUACUUUAAAACAAGUUAGAAGUAACAAUAAUCAUUGUCAACAUUUUAUUAAUAUAUUUAUUGAUGAGAUGACUUAAAAAGCUUAGGAGGCACUAAUAAA
This is a messenger RNA of Ruditapes philippinarum (Manila clam), 3473 nucleotides long. RefSeq lists its product as uncharacterized. Bases 168 to 770 code for a protein of 200 amino acids. NCBI's taxonomy places the organism in Eukaryota, Metazoa, Mollusca, Bivalvia, Venerida, Veneridae. The transcript is spliced from 6 exons. The record is from RefSeq and is a predicted model, not a curated record.